CUAGUUCUCACACACAACAAUCUACUAGUAUCUCAUAAGCCUACAACAUCCCUUGAACCAGAGCCCCACCCAACUCACUAGUCACCAUGGCCAAUUUCCAGAUAACUCCCCGCGCAGCGUUCGUGGAGAGCAAUGAGCUCAACUUCCGCAGCCUGUACCUUUUCCACACUCCCCUUGGUUCAAACCAGAAUCAGUCAGGCAUAAUAGACUCGAAUGUUACUACCGGUUUGGGUGCGGCAGUCGUUAACAACUGGCCGAUAUGUGAUGGCCCUAGCCCCGGCGCCACCGUUGUUGCGCGUGCACAAGGCCUGCAUAUCUAUGCCGGUAACUGGCAGAAUACUUUCAGCAUAACAUUCGAGGUUGAAAGGUUUAAGGGAUCAACGCUUCAAGUGAUGGGGAUAUCCGUCGAAGAAGGUGAGUGGGCUAUUGUUGGUGGGACAGGACAGUUCGCUAUGGCGACCGGUGUCAUCUAUAAAAAGUUCCAUGAACAAAGGAGUGAAGGUAACAUCAUAGAACUCACUAUCCAUGGAUUUUGUCCCAUGGUUCACAGAGCCUUCCCACAAAGGUUGGACCAUGGGGUGGAAAUGGAGGCUCAGAUAAAGACAUCGUCGAGGCACCCAAGACGUUUAGAGAGCAUCACAGUUAGCAGCGGCACUAUCAUUGAUUCAAACAAAUUUUCUUAUGUCGACCAAGCUAUAAGUUGUGUAAUGAACUUGGUAAAGCGAGUGAAGAUCCAAAGCUAUGCAUUGUGAACAUGAAAAAUUGGUAGAUGGAUAUGAUG
Triticum dicoccoides is the source of this 781-nucleotide messenger RNA. RefSeq lists its product as uncharacterized. The record is from RefSeq and is a predicted model, not a curated record. NCBI's taxonomy places the organism in Eukaryota, Viridiplantae, Streptophyta, Magnoliopsida, Poales, Poaceae. The transcript has 3 exons. The coding region runs from base 87 to 752 and encodes 221 amino acids.